GUCGAACCCAAAUCCAAAUUGAGUGCUCUCUCUCCCUCUCGGCUUAUCAUUUUGUCCAUCGGCGAACGCUCAGCGGUCGACCGGAGCUCCGGCGUUCCUGGUGUUGACGAGAGGAUUUUGAAGGGAGGCCUGCUUUGGAUUCUACAGCAAAGGAACAACCUCAUCGUGAUGCUAAGACCCACGUUCUCAUUCCUAAAGAUGCUGUCAAUUAUUCGUUUUUGCUUAUUGUACUUGCAAAUUGAGUAAUUUGUUCAAUUACUUGAAGGUUCUCUAUUCUAUUGUAUUUUCUUGGGCUGUUGCUUGCACUUUAUGAAUCUGAUACGUACAGUGGAAUCAUUGUCGGGGUCAGCCGGUCCAUCUCUAUGUCGAGAACAAUUUGGUUGUGUCCUGAAAUUACUUAAAAACCUCUCGAUGUGAUCAUGAGAAUAAAAUGUGUCAGGCUCGGAUGUUCUUGAACUUUAGAUUUGCAAACUCCAAUUUGGUUUACAAUAAGAAUUAUUAGUCCAAAAAUCAUUGUGCUUCUUCGUUAGUACUUGUUUCUUAGUGAUUAGAGGGCCUAAACUAAGUUCUUUUGCCAAUUUGAUCAAGCAGAAAACUAAUAUGAUUUUUAAUUCAAAGAUGUUCUCUCACUUUUAUGUUUGUUUCUAAUGAUGCUUGUUGAAUUUUUUUUCCCUCUUCACGGUUUCUUAUGGAAAGCUGAAAGGAGAUCCCUACCAGAACUUAUUUCAAAAUUUGUGGGCUGAAGGGAAGAUUCCUACCAGAACCCAUUUCAAAAUAGGUAAGCUGAAGGGAAGAUCCCUACCAGAACUCACUUCAAAGAUCUUAAAUGCACAAAAGAAGAGAAAAUGUUGUACAAAAUGCAGUAAACAGAAAAUAAAGGAAGAAAAUGAAGGGGGAAAAGGAUGAAGAACAAUCAGGAACAGCCAAUUACAGAUUGUUAAAUUGUAAUUUUACCUCAUAACAGGCCUAUCCAAAACCUCCUCAACAUUCUGUGACAAGUCUGAAAAUCCUGCUAUUUCUUUCUCUACAUAAAGCCAACAUCAACAGAAGAGAAAUGAAACAACCUGUGUUUCCCUUUCUGUUUCUGAAUUCAGAACUUACGGAAUACAAUAUGCACCCAACAUCUAAAAUAAGACACUUAAGGCUCCAAGUAUCUUUUAGCUUUCUCAAUCAAACUUGGCGAACUCACACUCAAAAGAAUAAAUGUCAUAAAGUUUCACCGUGGAUCACAUCACACAUCCUGGUCAUAGUGGUAGGCUUUUCCUGAUCAGAUUAUAUUUAUGUUCAUUCUAUCUUAGUUACCUUGCUCAAACACUGGUAAUUCUUAUCACUAUCUGAUCAGAAAUUUUGUGCUAUUUUGACACUCAUCAUUAUCUUGUGUGGCGGUGGAAAAUUUAAGUAUAUGUAUUCUUUCACGUCUGUUUUCUCCUGCUUUUGAGUUUACAUUGCUGUGUCCCAUUUUCUGUUUCUUUCUAAUAUUGUUAAUAUUACUGAUACUAUUUUGUUUUUGUUUUGACUUCUCUUGCAAUUUAUCUAUGAGAAACCACCUUGCUUGUUCUUCUCUCCUCCACUUCCUCUAGAAUAUGUGGUCAAUUUAAUGCUUUUGUUUUUCUUGUUUUGGUAUGCAGUUACAGCUGUAUUCUAGAAAUAUUGCAACUUCUUUAAUUUUCUCUUUCUUUUUACUUAGUGGACAAAAUAGCAUGAUUAUUGGGGAUUAGCUGUUGAGCGUGGAAGGUUGAGAUGAUGGAUUACCAGAAUAACUUGGACUUCUAUCUCACAAUGUCUAGAAAGGAGCUCCAAAAAUUGUGUAAACAGCAUGAUCUUCCUGCAAAUAGAAGCCAUGCUCAACUAGCCGACUCACUGGUAUCACUGUUUAAGAAAAGAAAUGCCAGUUCAGCAGCUUUGUUGGAGAAUUCAAUUAAUUCGAUGGAUGGAUCUUCUAGAAAAUCACUUGUAUCCGAACCAAAAGCUAAUUCUUCCAAGGUUGAUACACAUGGACUGUCUUCAGGUUUUAAUGAAAUUCGAGGUGAUGAACGACCAUUCUAUCAUACUGGUAAUCAAAUAGAUGUUAUUGACCACAUGGUCAAUCCAACUUCAGGAAAGACUGUUACAAAUGCUUUAUGUCCAUCAUGGCCUGCUAAUAGUAAUGGUACUGAAAGUAUUGGUUAUUCUACUUUUGAGCAUUGUAACAAGGGAGUAAAAAGCUGUGUUGCUGCUGAUAUGAAAGAGACUAGAACAACCCAAAUUCUUGGUCUGGAGUGCAAGAAAACGAAUAUUAGAAGUGAAUUUGAAAAUUUGGUGAGACCAAGAAAUGAAGAGCAGAAACAGAUCCAUGAUGCUAUUAGAGACACUAAAACUCGUAAUACAGUUCCUAUGCCAUGUGAACUUUAUAAACUUCAUGAAUACUCCAUGGAAAGUGGGUUUGUAUCUUCUGAUGAAAUUUCUACAAGAACCCCUACCCUUCAAUUCUUUGUGAUGUCAGAAGGGGGAAUUAAUUUAUAUGUUGAUUUAAAUUCUGGUCCAUUAGGAUGGAUCAAUAGCAUGAAGGACGAAAUGUGUGUCCAUCAGAAUGCAAAACAUGAGACAAGGACUCUGUCGAAAGAUAUCAGUGAUUCUCCAGAAGUUGACAAUCAUAUUAAAAUAUUGCCAAUUGAUGACACUGGGAUGGACCUUCAAGGCAUUGAAGUUGAGCAGAACACUGGCUGUACUAAUUCAUCCUCAAGUUCAGUUGUCAGUGAAAAUUGUAAUUCUGAGGCAUAUCCACCCAAUACAACUGUAGUGACAUCUGGAUUUUCUAUUUUGACAUCAGGCAGUGUUCCUGUUUGUUUAUCAGUAUGUUUGGAGGAGAAUCAAGUGGUUUCAUCUUCCUGUGCAGCUUACUCUGCACAAAACCACCUGGCGUUUGAUACUGCACCUUGCGCCCGAGAAGGGAUGUUGUUAACUCAAGACUCUUUUGAUGCUUCCUUUACGAUGCUUAAGGGCAAUGCAUCGCCACCUAAUGCUUCUAUGAGAUCUAUUACUAACGAGGAUGAUGAUGGCAUUUAUCCUGUGACAAAUGAUGGCUCCACUCCUAAGACUGCAUGUGUCGAUUUUGUUGAUGUUGAAGUUAAGGCUUUAUGCAACACACUGAAUGAUGUUCCCGAUAAAAAUAACCUUCCUAUGUUUAAGGAUAUGCAAGAUAGUGUGGACACUUACCAUUCUGGUCAUCUUAGAAAUCAUACUGGAACUUGUGAAGGCUCAUUUAUAUGUUGCACGAAUGAGCUGCCAGAUAAUGUGUGUUCACAUGGAGGGCUGUCAAAUUAUUGUCAACUUACUGGACAGAGGUUACUAGAUGGUCCAAUGGCUGAUGCACAAUCAGAGAUGAGAGCAGCAAAUGGUCUUUUCUAUCAGCAAGCAUGUAGUAAUUAUGGAACUUUGGUUCCCAAGGAACCAAUGCCGGUGUUUCAAGAUGAAUCGAUUACCAGAUAUACUAUGCCUUGUGAUGCAGGGCCAGAGCACUCCAGUGAAGGGAAAGGAAACCUUAGAGUAACUUUUGUUUGAUCAAAGCUUAAGUUCAAUUUAUAUUCUAUAUGACAGUUCAGCAUUAACCAUGUGUCUUAAUAUGCAGAUGCUCUAGAGUCCGGGCCUCCUCAUACAAUACUUCCAAGAGACCUAACAGCAUAGAGUUGCCCGAGGAACUCCAUGUUAAGAGGCAGCAUUUCAUGUUAUAAAUGACACUAUCAUGGAUUAAAAAAGAAUCAGAAGUUCAGCAAAGGAAACUAUGUACGAUGUCGUUAUACAUAGGUGUUCCACAUGGCUGGUUCCUAAGAUUAUAAAUAUACUGACAGGAGAAGCUACUGCUUAACCAGGCAAGGAAACCAAGGAGGUCUAACUUCUAGGAGAUGAGCAUUAUAUUUCACCUGCAUUUACAGGCAUGGAGUGAAUCCAUUUUACGCACUUGAUGAUCCCCAAAAGCAUCUCGUUGGCAUCAUCCAAGCCUAUAUGAUCGUCACACCUCGCCAAAGUCAGCUGCUUCCUUCACUUAUCUUCUCUUGCUCAUCUAAUGCCUCAUCAUUGAUCGGCUGCCAGCUGCACUCGAAGCCAGGGGGAGGUUGGAAAAGAAAAACGCAAGUGGAUCCUUCUAGCGAAACAAAUGAGCAAUAGUUUGAUUGGAUUGACCUGGCUGAGUUGUAUGGAUUAGAAUAUUGGACUGCCAAUUAAUGGUCGCAACUGCAGUUCUAGCAUCAACAUCAUAAGAUAAAGAAAUGGAGUGGACUAAAAGAAAGGCCCACAUGUCACAUUUUCCAAGGACAGGAGUUGGGAGUCGGGUACUCAUGAGAAGAACAAUUCAUAUGGAUUGCUGAAUCUUCUGUUUCUCCUGAGCCACAUGAUCAUUAAAGAACAGGAAAUCUUUUCUUUCUUCUUCUUCUUCUUCUUCUUUGUCCUUUAUCUGUUAAAAGUCUUGUAGAUCCAAUUAUUGUGGUUGUGACAGAGAAAAAAGAAAAAAGAAAAAAUUAUGGUU
This is a messenger RNA of Musa acuminata AAA Group (dessert banana), 4501 nucleotides long. RefSeq lists its product as uncharacterized. The record is from RefSeq and is a predicted model, not a curated record. The transcript is spliced from 9 exons. NCBI's taxonomy places the organism in Eukaryota, Viridiplantae, Streptophyta, Magnoliopsida, Zingiberales, Musaceae. The coding region runs from base 1741 to 3540 and encodes 599 amino acids.